AGUUUGGAAUCUGAAGUCUAAUCGUCAUGAUCUUAUAUCACUGUCCCUCGUCAAUUCAUUCGCGAUUUGUGUUGUUGGUCGCUCGCAAUUUAGACAUCGACAUUGAUCUUCGAUCUGUGGUGCUUUCGAGUGAUGAACAGUUCAGUAAGGAAUUCACAGCUAUAAAUCCACGACAACAAGUUCCAGUUCUAGCAGAUUACGACUACAGACUCACUGAAAGCAGAGCAAUUGCUUGCUAUCUGGCAAAUAUGAAGCCGGGGAAUAAAUUUUAUCCAACUGAACCCUUGGAGCGUGCUUGGGUUGACAUGUUUCUUUAUAUGGAUGCUACUUAUGUUGUUCCAACUUGGUACAACAAUGCAAUUGCACCGAUUUUAUCGGGAGAAACUUCGAAAAUUUCUCUGGAGACACGCAAUAAAGUAUCAGUCAUGCUGAGUCUCUUGGAGGAAUAUCUAAAGAACUCACCACUCAAAUAUCGUGAGAAUAAAACAGAAUCGCCAUAUUUUGCUGGCGAAUCUGUGACGCUUGCUGACAUGUCUAUUCUUGGCACGAUUGGAUUAUUUUAUCAUCUUGGAGAGAAAAUCGAAGAAAAAUAUCCAUUUUUGCAUGCUUGGUUCAAACGAAUGCAAAAUAUUGAAGGAUGGAAUGAACAUGACGUGGGUGCUCAAAUGUAUGCCAGAAAGUUUAAGAAAUAUUGGAGUCCAUCAGCAGAUGAAAAUUGAACAUUGAACGAUUUUUUAUUUAAAAUGAUGUACGUCAUGUCUCUGAGAAAAUUCAACCAUGUUUACAUUCAAAAUACUCACCCACGCAAUAGAAUUAUUUUCAUAAAUAAACGUCUUCUCGCAUGCACCUGUCCCAAAUAAAUAAAAACAAUUUUUUAAAGAGUUUCAUGUGAAGCCUUUUUUUUUCAUUCAACCUACGUUGAUUCUGUCGUAUUUUGGAAU
Molecule: messenger RNA, 941 nt
Organism: Clunio marinus
Lineage: Eukaryota; Metazoa; Arthropoda; Insecta; Diptera; Chironomidae
Source: the annotation of a GenBank genome assembly